AUGCCAGAUCAAUAUUCCUAUUCAUACCCAUCACCAUUAGAGGGAUAUGAGAACCUCGACCUGCUAUCCGACGAACGGAACGAGGAUGGAAAAUCCCUCAAGAACCCCACAACCGGAACUCUCAGCAAAGCCUACGAAGAAUUUCCCGACCCGCUAGCCAAAGACCGACGCGGUGGCUUCGAUAUUCACAUCUACCACUUCCAAAAUAAUCCAGAUCAAGUAACAUUUGCCAAAGCACUCCAUGAACGAAUCAGACGAGAAUUCCCCGAAUUACGCAUUUACAGAUUCUUCGAUAAACCCGUCGGACCACACCCCGUCGCCAUGUUCGAAGUAAAUCUGUUCACGCCAGCGCAGUUUGGAGCCUUCAUUCCUUGGCUAGUUAUCAAUCGCGGUCCAUUGAGUGCGCUUGUUCAUCCGAAUACGACUGAAGGGGCAGAUGAUGAGGAGAGAGAUCAUACGCAGCGGGCGACGUGGUUGGGGGAGCGGAUUCCGUUGGAUUUGAGAAUUUUCAAAUUGCACCAGGAGGCUGAGAGGAAGGAGGAGACGGGAAAGUUAUAG
Messenger RNA from Penicillium angulare, 558 nucleotides. Its product is annotated as DOPA 4,5-dioxygenase family protein. The coding region runs from base 1 to 558 and encodes 185 amino acids. The record is from RefSeq and is a predicted model, not a curated record. Lineage: Eukaryota; Fungi; Ascomycota; Eurotiomycetes; Eurotiales; Aspergillaceae. The transcript is spliced from 4 exons.